UAAACGUAGAGCAUUUCUGUGUGAUCAGACCUGCGCUCUCCUGUCAUGCUUAGUUUACCCAGUGCCUUGGCAUUUCACGCUCACACACACUGAAGUGACAAGCCAGGAGAAGACUGCGACCUCUGCUCAGGCAGAGUGGCCAGGAUGAUCGGGAUCAUCUGUGAAUGGUUCUGGUGGGACCGCCUGUGGCUACCCGUCAACUUGACAUGGGCCGAUCUAGAAGACAAGGAUGGCCGGGUCUACGCCAAAGCGUCUGACUUGUACAUAACUUUGCCUUACUCCGUAGGUUUCCUCAUAGUUCGCUACAUCUUUGAAAGGUUUGUAGCCACGCCGUUUGCGACUGCCCUCUGUGUGACUGAGGAGAACAGACAAAAAGUCCAGUACAACCCUGUUUUGGAGCAUUAUUUUACUUCCUGUUCCAAAACACCAGGACAGGCAGAUGUUCUAGGCCUGUCAAAAAAAUGUAGCAUCUCCAGUCGCAAGGUGGAGCGUUGGUUCAGGAGGAGACGCAACCAGGAACGUCCAGGGGUCCUGAAAAAGUUCAGAGAGGCCAGCUGGAGAUUUGUCUUUUACCUAGGAGCCUUAAUUGGUGGCAUUAUAGCAGUGUACGAUAAACCCUGGUUUUACAAUUUACGAGAAGUAUGGGACGCUUAUCCAAAACAGUCCAUGAUGGAGUCUCAGUACUGGUACUACAUCCUGGAGAUGAGCUUCUACUGGUCUCUUCUUUUCAGCAUCACAUUCGAUGUGAAACGAAAAGAUUUCAAUGAGCAGAUCAUUCACCAUUUAGCCACACUGACACUGUUGGCAUUUUCCUGGUGUGGAAACUAUAUUCGAGUGGGGACGUUGGUGAUGCUUGUGCAUGAUGCUUCUGAUGUGUUUUUAGAGUCUGCUAAGAUAUUUAACUAUGCCAAAUGGGAAAGAACCUGCAAUGGCAUUUUUGUUCUCUUUGCUGCUGUGUUCAUGGUGACAAGACUUGUUAUCUUUCCAUUUUGGAUCAUCCACUGCACGUGGGUCUAUCCACCUGACUUCUACCCUGUUUUCUUCGGUUAUUACUUCUUCAAUGCUAUGCUGGUUAUCUUGUUGAUGCUGCAUGUAUUCUGGGCCUACCUGAUCCUCCGCAUGGUUAAGAAAUUUCUCUUCGGAAGUUUAACCAAAGAUGAGAGAAGUGACAAUGAAGAAGAGGAAGAUGAUGAAGAGGAGAACAGCAUGCCUGAGGACCACGAUGGACAUCCAAAAGCCACCAAUGGCUGUGGAGCCAACCAUUAAUAACCAACUAGACGCUCCUGCAGAUUCUCAGGUUGCUAAUGACUGAGAGUGACCUUAUGAAGUUUUUUUGUUUGUUUGUUUUAAGUUUAAAUUUUUUUGAAGACCCAGACUCCUAUGGUGUUCGGCUUCUACUGGCUUCAGACUAUGAGAGACACUUUUGAUUUAUUACCACCAGGAAAGUGCCAGAGACCUGACCAGAAACACACUUGCAUCUGUCAACAAUACGAACCCAAACAAGUGCUUGUUUCCUUUUCCUUAGUGCCAAUAAAGACUGAUUGCCUUGGCUCCUCUGUUGUGGCCACACUCUUUACAUGAACCACAAACUAAGCAAGAAGAAAAAGAUCCCUAAAGGAAAAAAAAUUCCAUCAUGCCUAAUUUGAUCCUUAUUGUUCAUUGGAACCCAAUGCUACACAGUGACCUGGAUGCUGUUGAGGCUGCUCUGCUGUUUCUCAUCAGUGAGAUGAAAUCAUACUAUUGGUUUUUACCAUGCUUGAGGAAAAAAAUAAAACUCUAAUCCCAUGAUGUAAGGUCAAGACCUUAUAUUGAUAAGUUGCAUUCUAGGAAGAAAAAAUACACUACACUGAAUGACCCACUACAUUACACUGAAUGUACUUUACUACACAAACUAUCACUGUACUUUCAGCUUGAUGGAGGAGAAACAAGGCUAAUGCUUAUAACAAGGAAAACUAACUUAUAACUAUGCAUCACCUACUUGCCUGAUGUUUGGCUCUGCCUUUGUGUGAAGAAUUAUUUAAUGAACUGCUAAGAAGUGACAGUGUGCAGGAAAGAGCCAUGAACAAAUACAUGCAAAUGAAGAACAAGUAGAAGUAACAGUCCUAAUUUUAUUUAGAUUAAACAAUGUCCUAGUAGGUGUUUUUUAUGUUUGAGUUAAAUAUAUUCUGAUACAUGCUUUCACAUGAAAUAUUUAGUCAUUGACUCUGAAUAUAAAGUAUUUCGUUUUUAAUAAAAAGGCUUUGUUUAUCAAA
Messenger RNA from Silurus meridionalis, 2252 nucleotides. RefSeq names its product ceramide synthase 3a (gene cers3a). Lineage: Eukaryota; Metazoa; Chordata; Actinopteri; Siluriformes; Siluridae. Gene Ontology annotation, molecular function: sphingosine N-acyltransferase activity; DNA binding. Bases 145 to 1266 code for a protein of 373 amino acids. The transcript has 11 exons. The record is from RefSeq and is a predicted model, not a curated record. Gene Ontology annotation, cellular component: membrane. Gene Ontology annotation, biological process: ceramide biosynthetic process.